Molecule: messenger RNA, 807 nt
Organism: Lottia gigantea (owl limpet)
Lineage: Eukaryota; Metazoa; Mollusca; Gastropoda; Lottiidae
Exons: 6
Coding region: 348-668 (106 amino acids)
Biological process (GO): tRNA splicing, via endonucleolytic cleavage and ligation
Cellular component (GO): tRNA-splicing ligase complex
Source: RefSeq, a predicted model, not a curated record
UUAGAUCACACUGCAGAUGUACAGUUACAUUCCUGUAUCCUUUGUAAAAAUAAAUUGAAGAGGUUCUCAAAAGAUUCAAGGCAUAGAACUCUUGCAAUAAAAACAAAUUUAGAUAGAAAAACAAUGCAAAACAAAGAAAUGUAGCUCUAAUUAUCUUCAAAAUGUCAAGCAAGCACUAUUCAUUUUAAAAAGCAGUUAGUAAUAGUUUGACAUAGUGAAGAUGACUUAAAUUAAUGAAAUUAUCUAAUUUCUAGUGUCCUUAUCAUCUAGGAUUUCCUUAACAAUAUUCAGCUGGAAUUACUUUAAAAGAAUCUUUUGAACAGGUGGCUACAGCUAUGUUUAAUUAUAUGACAACUGAUUAUGAUAAGGUGGAGAUGAAAUGGUGUCAUGAGAUAGUAGCUAAUGGUGAUGAUCUCCAAGGGUUGUUAUACCAUUUUUUAGAUGAGUUUUUAUUUUUAUUUUCGGCAGAGCCAUGUAUAAUACCACGAGUUGUUGAAAUAACAGAGUUUGAUUUAGAGAAGUUUCAUAUCAAGGCUAAAGGCUAUGGUGAACCAUUUGACAUCCAUAAACAUCCUCAGGGCACAGAGGUCAAGGCCAUUACAUAUUCCGCAAUGCAGAUACUGGAUGAUAAAGACACACAUGAUAUUUUUGUAGUCAUUGACAUCUAGCCUUUUUUUGUAAAUCGCUCAAUUACUUCAUACUUUAAAAACACCCCAUUUUUGAAAAUGUGAAACUUUCGGUUAUUAAUUCUGAUAACAUUACUAUUACUCUCUUAAAAGUAAUUAAAUACAAUUACUUUUUCAUGAU